AUGGAGAUCGCGGUGAAGAGGUUAUCGACAAACUCGGGACAAGGAAUGGAAGAGUUCAAGAACGAGGUCAAGUUGAUAUCAAAGUUGCAGCAUCGGAAUCUCGUAAGGAUCUUAGGAUGUUGCGUUGAAUUUGAAGAGAAGAUGUUGGUAUACGAGUAUUUACCAAACAAGAGCCUAGACUAUUUCAUAUUCAAUGAAGAGUGGAGAGCAGAGCUGGAUUGGCCAAAGCGGAUAGGGAUAAUCCGAGGGAUUGGUCGAGGAAUCUUGUAUCUUCAUCAAGAUUCAAGACUGAGGAUCAUCCACAGAGACCUCAAGGCUAGCAAUGUACUUCUUGACAAUGAAAUGAUCCCCAAGAUUGCGGAUUUCGGCAUGGCUAGAAUCUUUGGAGGACACCAAAUCGAAGGAAGCACAAAUAGAGUCGUCGGUACAUAG
Molecule: messenger RNA, 432 nt
Organism: Arabis nemorensis
Lineage: Eukaryota; Viridiplantae; Streptophyta; Magnoliopsida; Brassicales; Brassicaceae
Source: the annotation of a GenBank genome assembly